AUGAAGCGACGCUAUAGCUUUGAGGCGAGCUUGGCCUUCCCAACGCCUCAACUCUUGAAGCGCUAUUUCAAACCAAGUGAUGUUAUAGAAGAAGCUUAUGAAAGAGUCAUCGUGGAUGGUCUCUAUUAUGAUAUUCCCUUAGGUCUUUACAUAAUCCGUGGAGAGAAUGUUGUUUUGAUUGGUGAACUGAUGUCGAAAAUCAACAACUUGGAUUUUGCUGCUCUAAAUCUCUCUAGAGAUAAUUACUUGCAAUGGGCACUUGAUGCUAAGAUCAUCCUGAAAUCCAAGGGACUCGAGAACGGUGAUGACCAAAGGCUUUGUAUGAUUGGAGGAAUCUCAGGAUCCAGUAAGUCCAUGGACAAGUAUAACUCGGCACUGUUUAAGAUUGUUUUGAAAUUGAAAAUGUGUGGUGAGAAUGUAACAUAUAAGGAUAUGAUUGAGAAAACCUUUUCCACCUUCCACACAAGCAAUGUACUGUUACAACAACAGUACCGUGAGAAGGGCUUCACGACUUAUGCUAAUCUUAUUUCUUGUCUAUUGCUCGCUGAGAAAAACAAUGAAUUGUUGAUGAGAAACAGUGAAAUAAGACCUCCUGGAUCAGCCCCACCACUUGAAGCACACACGGCCACAGAGGCCAAGAAGGAAGCAAAUCACGUACAAUCUAAUGGCCAACACGGCCGUGGUCGUGGAAAAUGGCAUGGACGUGGCCGUGGUCGAGGUUCAUUUGGCCACGGGCGAGGAAACCAACAUGGUCAAGACCGUAGCCAAGGACACUCGUUUGGACGAGGUCAUGGUUGA
This is a messenger RNA of Raphanus sativus (radish), 798 nucleotides long. RefSeq lists its product as uncharacterized. The record is from RefSeq and is a predicted model, not a curated record. NCBI's taxonomy places the organism in Eukaryota, Viridiplantae, Streptophyta, Magnoliopsida, Brassicales, Brassicaceae. The transcript has 3 exons. The coding region runs from base 1 to 798 and encodes 265 amino acids.